ACAAGAUGCUGAUGUAAUGAUAUCAUGUGGGGUUGACCUGAGGACAAAGCAUAUAUAGCUUGUGUUGCAGGAAACACCAGCAGCACACCACUUCUGCUGUCUGUGCAAACAAACAUGUCCUCUAACUUGCUGACUUGACUGCUCAACUUUGAUGAAUAAUUUGUCGUUCUGAACUCAACAGGUGAUUGUGGUGAUCAUUUUGAGCUUCUUUGACAUGAUUAACUUUUCUUUGUAUGUGUUGCAGUUUACUGGUAUAACAAGCCAGAAGAGUCUUUUUUUCUUCACAUAUCGUUCUGUAAUGUUGUCUGUGUUGCAGCCAAAGGCUAAUAUUACCACUUAUUUGCAGUAUCUACCAUCACAUGAGCUAAUGUUUUUUAGCAUGUUAUCUGUGGGAUCAAGCUGCUCUUUCUUCUACAUUAACAGUGUUUUGCUGUUCACCCUGAGGUCAAAGCAGGUGUUCUGUGAGACAUCCCGUUACAUCCUGCUGUUCAACCUGCUCUUUGCAGACACUGCUACACUGGUGUCGAACCUUCUACUAUACUUUCUGGCUUCUUUAGGGCUAAGAAUUUCAUAUUAUGCAUGUGGUCCCCUCAUUCUGCUCUCAGUUUUAACUGUCACCAUCUCCCCUCUCACCUUGGCUGUGAUGUCAUUUGAGAGAUUUGUGGCUGUGUGCUAUCCUCUGAGGCAUGCUGCCAUCUUUACCAUGAGAAGCCUGAGCAUCAUCAUUGCUCUGGUGUGGGCCUUCAGUUUUAUUCACAUCCUCAUUCGAGUUUUUAUGCUGUUAUAUGUGUUCACAACAACCUCCCUUGAUCUGCAUAUGAAUGACUUUUGCAGUAAGGAAGCAAUGUUUUUUGCACCAAUCUUUAAUUAUUUUGAAGAAGCAUAUUCCAGCAUUCUCUUCCUGUCAGUUGGUGCUGUAAUCUUUGCCUCCUACAUUGGUGUAGUUCUGGUAGCCAGGUCUGCUUCAACAGACAAAGCCUCAGCUAGAAAGGCUCUUCAAACACUUCUGCUUCACCUGAUUCAGCUGAGCCUGAUUCUUACAUCCACCUUGAGCUCCACCAUUUUAACAUCCAUUGCUAGAAGAGUAGGUAGAUUAACCCUCAUGCGGAUUUACAAUGUAUGCUUUGUGUGCCUGACUAUCCUUCCAAGAUGUCUGAGUGCUCUCAUCUAUGGGCUCAGGGAUCAAACCAUCAGGCCUGCCCUCAGGCAAAAUCUGUGCUGUCGAUGGAGAUGCUCACUUUUCCGAAACAAGAGCCACUAACAAUUUCAAGUGAAUGCUUUUCCAAUACACACUCUGCUUUUCAGCAUGUUACACCAUGUUGCUAAAUAUUUAAGAAGGACAAUAAUAAUAAUAAAACAAUGAUAUGUGGUUAUUCACCAUUUACAAAAGUGAUGAUUGUAUGGAAAGGUUUUGUGUUAUUGGCUUUAUUACAUGUCUCUAAAUUAUUGUUCUGCUUGAAUAACGUAA
This is a messenger RNA of Acanthopagrus latus (yellowfin seabream), 1468 nucleotides long. Its product is annotated as odorant receptor 131-2-like. Gene Ontology annotation, molecular function: G protein-coupled receptor activity. The transcript has a single exon. Gene Ontology annotation, cellular component: membrane. Gene Ontology annotation, biological process: G protein-coupled receptor signaling pathway. The coding region runs from base 215 to 1261 and encodes 348 amino acids. The record is from RefSeq and is a predicted model, not a curated record. NCBI's taxonomy places the organism in Eukaryota, Metazoa, Chordata, Actinopteri, Spariformes, Sparidae.